GUUGUCAACACGUCAUACGUUCCGAUCGUUGCCUUGCCGCUCUUUGAGUAAAGGUCCACGAAGCAACAUGAUGCUUAUGCAGCGUAGCUCCGUUCGCCCGGCCGGUGGCCGCGGUCGCCGUGCUCUGACUGUCCGCUCAGUUGCGGCUGCAGCUCCUGCGACAAAGUCGGUCUCUGGAACGAUGAACGCACUGAAGGCGAAGGGAAAGGUCGCCUUUAUCCCCUUCAUCUGCGCUGGUGACCCCGACCUGGACACCACUUCCCUGGCGCUGCGCAAGCUGGAUGAGGUUGGCGCGGACGUGAUUGAGCUUGGCGUGCCCUACUCGGACCCCCUGGCUGACGGCCCUGUCAUUCAGGGCGCUGCUACCCGCGCGCUUGAUAAGCACACCACGCUCGACAAGGUGAUCGAGAUGGUGCGCCGCACCGCACCUGCGAUGAAGGCGCCGCUGGUUAUGUUCACCUACUACAACCCCAUCAUGCGGAAGGGCCUGGACAACUUCGCCCGCACCAUCAAGGAGGCUGGCGCUGCAGGCCUGCUGGUGCCCGACCUGCCUCUGGAGGAGACCGUGUCAGUGCGCGCAGCGUGCGAGAAGGCGGGCAUUGAGCUGGUGCUGCUGGCCACGCCCACGACGCCGCAGGCGCGCAUGCGGGCCAUCGCCCAGGCCAGCCAGGGCUUCGUGUACCUGGUGUCGGUGACCGGCGUGACGGGCAUGAAGGAGCAGGUGUCGGGCCGCGUGGAGGGGUUGGUGUCGGAGCUCAAGGCCGUCACGGACAAGCCGGUGUGCGUCGGCUUUGGUGUGUCUCGCGCGGAGCACGCCAAGCAGAUCGUUUCGUGGGGCGCCGAUGGUGUCAUCUGCGGCAGUGCGCUGGUGAAGGCGCUGGGCGAGGCCAGCUCUCCGGCUGAGGGCCUCCAAGCUAUGGAGAAGCUGGCGCGCGAGCUGCGGGCGGCCACUCCGUAGGCAGGGCGUUGACCGGCUGCAAUUGCCAUGACUUGACUCGUGAUUGACCUGCGCAUGCUUAAGCGGAGCAACAGGGAAUGAACCAAUGACUGUCGACAGGAUGGAGAGGCAAGCAAGCGAACGAUGUGUGUGUUUCUGUGUAUGACAGUCCCUAUGAGCAAGGGACGGAGUGGAGGAACGGGCUAAGAGCUGACUAAGACCCGCAUGUAUGGCCGUGGAUAAGGAUUCAUACUAUCAGCGUACGGAUACGUGGUGGCGGUCCUGCAGGCGACGGGGUGCUGUGAGCAAAAACGGUUGUGGUGUGCUGGCAUGUGCUGUCCUCUUGCCAGAGCUGUGAGCAAAAACGGCUGUGGUGUGCUGGCAUGUGCUGUCCUGUUGCCAGAGCAGGCAGAUGCUACCCAUGCGGAGUGCACAAUGUAACGGUUUCGGUAU
Molecule: messenger RNA, 1390 nt
Organism: Chlamydomonas reinhardtii
Lineage: Eukaryota; Viridiplantae; Chlorophyta; Chlorophyceae; Chlamydomonadales; Chlamydomonadaceae
Exons: 6
Coding region: 68-958 (296 amino acids)
Biological process (GO): L-tryptophan biosynthetic process
Cellular component (GO): chloroplast; cytosol
Molecular function (GO): tryptophan synthase activity
Source: RefSeq, a predicted model, not a curated record